Drosophila sulfurigaster albostrigata is the source of this 1320-nucleotide messenger RNA. It is a transcript of the gene mora, whose product is annotated as cysteine and histidine-rich domain-containing protein morgana. The transcript is spliced from 5 exons. Bases 128 to 1225 code for a protein of 365 amino acids. The record is from RefSeq and is a predicted model, not a curated record. NCBI's taxonomy places the organism in Eukaryota, Metazoa, Arthropoda, Insecta, Diptera, Drosophilidae.
UUAUCUCAAAAAAGCUCUUUCUGCUCUCUUUGCUGCACAAUAUUUCCUCAUAUUCGCGGAAUAUUCUCGACCAAAAACCAACAAUAAAUAAAUAAUUUUAUAAAUAAGAAACAUAUAAGAACUAAACAUGGAACAGUGCUAUAACAGAGGAUGUGGCCAACUAUUUGAUCCCACCAAGAACGCAGAUGAUUCUUGCCGGCAUCAUCCAGGUGCGCCGUUCUUUCACGAUGCGUACAAAGGCUGGUCAUGCUGUAGCAAAAAGUCGGUAGACUUUACAGAGUUUCUCAAUAUUAAGGGAUGCACAUUAGCCAAACAUUCGAAUAUUAAGCCACCAGAGCCGGAAAAGCCAGCCAAAGAUAAUGAUAAAGACGAUGAAGUUGUGAUUGAAGUACGCGCUCCCAUCAAGGAAUCACUGCCCAGGCCCGCCAUCGAAACGCAGUUCACUGUAGUGCAGCCAACAGUGGCGCCUGCUCUGAAGGAGACCAUCGAUGCACUAAAACUGGCCGAUGUUGUGACGCCUACUAAAACGGCAACGGAUGAUGGUGUGAUUGCUGUUGGCACCAGCUGCAAGAACAACGGGUGCACUUUCUCAUACACGAACAGCAGCAGCGACUUCAGUGAAUGCACCUAUCAUCCUGGCGUACCCAUCUUCCACGAGGGCAUGAAAUUCUGGUCGUGUUGCCAGAAACGCACCUCAGAUUUCGCACAAUUUAUGGCCCAAAAGGGCUGCGUCUAUGGCCAGCACAAAUGGGCUAAAGAUGACGAAGACAAGAAGGUCGUGCAAUGUCGCUACGAUUGGCAUCAGACGGCCACGAAUGUCGUUGUUGCUGUCUAUGCCAAAAAAUAUCAUUAUGCGCAAAGCAUCGUUGAAGUGAAUCCGAUACGACUACACGUAAUGUUACUUUUCCCCGAGCAGGAAAAUGCCAAAUUCGAUAUGGAUCUGGAAUUGCGGGGUAUUAUCAAUGUGGAGAAGGUUACGGCGCACAUGUAUGGCACAAAGUUGGAGAUAACGCUGCCCAAGCUGGAGCCCGGCUCGUGGGCAAAACUGAAUUUCCCACGCGAAGUGCUGCCAGCAGUUAAGAAAAGCGAUGCCAUCCAGAAAGAAACGGCAGUCAAUGAUGAGAGCGAUGAUGAUUCCGUGGACUUGGAUGAUAUCGAACCGGUGCAUAGCCAUGGUCUUAAGAUAUCCGAAAUGAGUUUGCAGAAUCCUAAUGGCCUGGAUUGAUAACAAACCUAGCAUUUAUUAUUUGCACCACAAGAAACUACUAUGAGGAUUGUGUUAAAUUGUUUUGUGAAAUAUACACAAGUAUGCCUUAGAUA